CUGGACUCUGGACUCUGGACUCUGGAGUUGUUGCAGGUGCGAUUCAGACGGGAGCUGAAAGGUUCUGCACGCCUGGAGAACCUGCCGUGGUUCUGCUGCCUGCUGGCUCUGAGCGGAGAGAGAGAUGAAGCUGGAGGUGAAGAUCGAGCUGCUGAAGUUCUGCUCUGCGCUCUUAAACUCCAUCUUCCUGGCUCUGGGUCUGAGCGUGGCCGGCUGUGGAGUCUGGAUCCUUUUUGACAGAGGAAGCUUCCUGACCGCCAUCUCCUCCGAUGAGCUGCGUACCGUGGGGGCGGGGCUGCUGCUGAUUGGUGGAGUGGUGGUGGUGGUCAGUGUCGUUGGAUGUGUCGGAGCUGGUAGAGAGAACAGAUUCCUGCUGCUGAUGUACCUGGGCUUCCUCAUCGUCCUGAUCUUGGGUCAGCUGUUCGUCACGCUGCUGCUGCUCAUAAGUAAACACACGAUUGAACGGAGUCUGGACGCCUCAGUGGACAGGAUCAUCCUUCAGUAUGGAGGACGCGGUCAGGACAGACUGAUGGACAACGUGCAGCACUAUGGGAAGUGCUGUGGCAGGACGGGUGCUGACGAUUGGCUGAAGAACUCUUAUAUUCAGACGCUGAACCUGACCAACCCAGACGUUCUUCCCUGUUCCUGCUUCAGCUCGUAUCGUCCCAGCCUGGACUCGUCCUGGUGCUCCGAGCUGCUGAACUUCAGCGCUCCGCUGUUUGGACGAGGAAACACCUCGUACCAUCAGGGCUGCAAACAGAAGCUCAGUGAUUGGCUGCAGGAGAAUGCCGUGACUAUCGUUGGCAUGGACGUCAGCCUCAUGUUGAUCCAGGUGUUCCAGAUGGUCGUGAUGGUUUACCUGUACCGAGCGUUUGGCAGAAAAGCUGUUUUGAAAAAAGCAGAUCCUCUGGCCGAGCCGGACCACGCCCACCUGGACCACACCCCUGAAGAUGACGUGGACUAUGGAGAACAGAACUAUGGCUACAGCCAUACUGAUGAUGAUUACAUUGACCCCGCCCACCCAGCACAGUACCAUUACUGAAGCCAGGGGUUUUAUUUCAGAAGCAGUUUUUGUCAUUGGUUGAAGUUUUCUUUACUCCAGACAGCGAUCACCUGUGUGCUUCUGACCAAUCAUUUCAUUCGUCACUACUUGGGCUGUGCACGUUAACAUGUUCUUAUCGCGUUAAUUAAUUAACACGACAAUUAUUUUAUUGCACAUUAACACGAUUUUUAUUAUUAUUUUAAUAGUCCGUUGCUCGCUGGCCAAUCAGACGAGCAGUGGAGGGAGGCUUCAGCUCCAGCGUGUGGAAGAAGCAGAUAAACAAAAGCAAGACAAGCGAUCAAACGCAGCAGUGAAGUGGAGAGCUGCACACUGCAUGCUGGGUAAUGUUGGGGAACGUUCUUACAGUCACAGCGUAGUCUCUUGGCCCCGCGGUGUCGCUCUUUGCUCCGGAAAUAUUGUAAUUUUUAUUUAUAUUUUUCUUUAUUUUAUUUUCUUGCUGCUGUGUAAAGCGAACACUGCUGGGAAAAAGUGUUUGAAACCACAUGUUAUUACACUUUUGUGUAUAUAGCAGUACAUUUAAAUUAAAAGUGGCAACACACGA
Micropterus salmoides (largemouth bass) is the source of this 1604-nucleotide messenger RNA. RefSeq names its product tetraspanin-19-like. Gene Ontology annotation, cellular component: membrane. The transcript has 8 exons. The record is from RefSeq and is a predicted model, not a curated record. The coding region runs from base 125 to 1042 and encodes 305 amino acids. NCBI's taxonomy places the organism in Eukaryota, Metazoa, Chordata, Actinopteri, Centrarchiformes, Centrarchidae.